Messenger RNA from Durusdinium trenchii, 789 nucleotides. The record is from the annotation of a GenBank genome assembly. NCBI's taxonomy places the organism in Eukaryota, Dinophyceae, Suessiales, Symbiodiniaceae.
AGGUUGGCUUCUUCCUGCUCAGACAGCAUGACCCAAAAGCUUCCGAGGUGGUCUACUUCAAUGGCAAAGCCGCACGGGACUUUCGCCUGGAAUGGCAAUCAGUCGAGGAGGAUCAAAAGCGUCCAGGGCAGAAGAGAAGCAAGGAAGAAAACAGAAAGAACGCCCUUCAGAGGUUAGCUGAGCUGAAAAAGAAGAGAAGAUAUCGGGAUUUGGAGGAGAUACAAGAAAUUCUGGUCUCAGUGUCUGUGCCACAGCUUUUGGAGGCUCUGGAGACUGGACGACUGCCAGGUGACGUUGACCUUCACAGUGUCGAGGCAUGGAUUCUAGGCAACGGUGCCAACUUUGCGCAUGACCGUGCCAGUGACCAGAAGCUCUUGGCAAAGGCAAGAAAUUGACAUGCAAAAUGGUAGCUUGUAAGCUAGGCGUUUGGAGGUAGAGGAUCAAGAGCUUGGCGCUUUGCCGCCCAACUUGUCACAAAGACACCUGCCAACUCGUUUGGUUUGCUUUGUUAGUAGCAAGGACGCUAUUAGGUGGAGGCCAUCGCAAGUAGGUUGGAGGCCAUCGCUAGGAGCAAGAAGCUACUAGUAGCUGGAAGCUACUAGGUUGGAGGCCAGCUACUAGGGGCUCCUGGCAUCGCUACUAGGAACAAGAAGCUACUAGGAACAAGUGCAUCGCUUCUAGUAACAAGUGCCUUACUACUAGUAACAAGAAGCUACUAGGGGUUCCUGGCCUUACUACUAGGAGCAAAGGACGCUGCUAGGGGCUCCUGGCAUCGCUACUAGGAACAAG